GUGGGGGAGGUGGUCACCCGCGAGGGGGCGGCAGUCGUCGCCUCAAGGGUUCUCGCGUGAAGGACGCGCUUCAGGAGAGGCGUUUCAGCAAGUAGGGAACAUGACCGCGUGGCAAAAGAAGACACCUCUGGAAUGGCUGACGUAUGUGAAUAAAGAAGUCGGAGUUCUGGCUGCUGAGAAACACAAAUAUCAAGGGUGGGUCUUAACAGUUGACCCAGUAUCAGCCAAUAUUCUCCUGGCGCAUCCUCUUGAGAAUGGGAAAAUGUCCAUUUCAGCAGUCCUGGGCCAUGCAGUGCAAGAUGUUGAAAUACUGACUGAAGCAGAUGAUGAGAUGAAAGAGAAGCUUGCACACCUCUUCAUGCCUGAAGAGAUGCGAAGGUGUAGUCAAGAAGAGCUGGAGAGAAAGAAAACCAGUCUGAAGGAUUGGCUGGAGACAAACCAUAUUCCUGUGAAAGAGAAAGGAGAGUCACAAACAACGCUGUGUGUUGCAGGAGUAUUAACUAUUGACCCACCCUAUCGGCCAGAAGACUGCAGUAGUUCCAAUGAAAUAAUUUUGUCCAGAGUCCAAGGAUUGAUACAGGGUUAUCUUGCACUUCAGCAAUGUCAGAUAUAGUUCUCAAGCAGGGGAAGAAGUUUAAUUUACUUGUCAAUGAACUGCCUUUUCUCUCCACGGUCUGGCUUUUAAUCGUUGUCGAAAUAUUUGUCGCUGUUGAAGUUAAAAUCUCCUGGUUCACGGAACAGCCAGCUUAAUUGGAAGCAAUGUGCAGGCUGCAUAUAAAAGUUAGAUUUUGCCUGACUUUGCCUUUCGUUUUGGGAUCCUGGAACUGGUCUUUCUCCAAAAGAACAAUUUGUAGGCUUGUAUGUGAAAAUGUCCCAACAAGAAUAUCACAGCUGCUAGUACUUCCUCUUGUCAUCCAGCUAUAAAAUAUUUAUGAAUCGUCUGUAUUGAAAUAGUCCAGGCACUGUCCAUUCAUUAAAGAUCUAAAGCACACCAUACAGGACAAUCAGUUUUCUUUAAUAU
Messenger RNA from Gekko japonicus, 1021 nucleotides. RefSeq names its product gem nuclear organelle associated protein 6 (gene GEMIN6). Gene Ontology annotation, biological process: spliceosomal complex assembly; spliceosomal snRNP assembly. The transcript is spliced from 3 exons. Gene Ontology annotation, cellular component: SMN complex; nucleus. The record is from RefSeq and is a predicted model, not a curated record. NCBI's taxonomy places the organism in Eukaryota, Metazoa, Chordata, Lepidosauria, Squamata, Gekkonidae. The coding region runs from base 101 to 613 and encodes 170 amino acids.